AACAUUGCUUAUUAUUAUUAAGUAUUUUAUUUUUAUGUCGUUCGCUCUAAUUCUGAAAGAACUAGCUUAUUUAUAUUUGCUAAUUUUGCGGCUGCGCAGUGCGCCGCACUAGCGCAGCAGCGGAUAAACUCGCAAUAACGAAAAUAAUAAUGGGUGAUCUUACAGAUCUUUUCACAUCACAAAGGCACCAGAAUUUAUUUUAUAAAAUAACAAAUGGUGGUCUAACCUUCUACGUAAAAGGUUCGGAAAAUGCUUCUAUUGGGCUGGCUCGAACACCGAGGGCAAACGGUUGUAUUUACUGGGUUUUAAUUGGAUGUAAAAACAGCUGCUUCAUAGUGAAUAAAGAACUUCGUUACAAAUACCGAGUGACACCAUAUAUAUUAUCAAAAUUAGAAUUCCGAAAGUUCUGGAUCUCAUGGAAUGAUGGGUACGUCAAGUUAGGUCGAGGCGAUGAUGAGCAUCCAAUUUUUUCACUGAAAAACUCUGUGCAAGAUUUACAUUAUGUAAAGUUUUCUGUGCUAGGCCAUAAUGUUUUAUACUGGAAGGUUUUUUUACCUCCUCAGUCACUAAUUGCCUCUUUAAGGCUGCCUGCGUUAAAGAAAGUGCAAGGCGGAAAACCACGUUGGGUCCUAAUGAAUAAAGAAUUGCCCGAAGAUUCGGUUAUUGGUGGGUAUGAAAACGAAACAUUAUAUAUAAUGAGAGCAUUUCAUGAAAACGAUCUCACUCCUGGCAAAUUUAUGCCGUCAAUGGGAAAGGGCUACGUAGCCUUGGGAGGAAGAAUGCACGAGAAAUGCAUGUUUGAAAUUCUUUGUGGAUAUGAUUGCGUUUGGAUUCCAGUCAUUAAUGAUAAAAUACCAAUACAAGCAAUUGAAGCUGGUUAUGCAGAAUUGGGACAUGAGACUAUGUAUAUUGGUCGUGCUUUAUGUGACGGAUAUCUUAUUCCAGGGAAAAUUAGACCAUCGCACAGUGUUUGUUAUAUUCCGUACAAUGGAAUCGAAAUAGCUAAAACAGUAUAUGAGAUAUUAAUUUAUCCCUUUAAAAAGAAAGAAUGCGCAAACAGUUUUUAUAUAUCAGAAUUGCAUGUAGUUUAUUUUAUAACAUGGCCUAAACAUCAAAAUAUAUAUUACAAAGUUACUAGCGAAUCGUUGCUGUUCGGCAUUAAAGGAGAAAGAAAUGCCGCUAUCGGUCUAGCAAGAGAACCCGGUAAAUGUUCUUACUGGAUCCUGAUUGGAUAUGACCAGCAGUGUUGGAUCAAAACAUACAAUAGAAGAACCUGUUGCAGUGUACAUACAAGAAACAUUUUGUCUGCAGCUAAAUACAAAACAUUUUGGCUUUCUUGGAGGAAUGGGAAAAUAGCUUUUGGCAGAGUUAAUAGUGUGAUUCCAAUACUUGAAAGAGAAACCGCUGUACCUAAUUUACAAUAUGUCACAUUUUCUGUCCUUGAUGCAAAUAACCCUCUAUAUUGGAAAUGUCAAUUGGCACCACCAAUUGCAAAACCACAGCUACUGAGGAUGACAGGUGGGGAACCACACUGGGUCAAAGCCCACGACCAACUUCCAGAUGAUGCUAUGAUAGGUGGAUAUGAAACAGGAGUUUUAUAUAUCAUAAGGGCACUUCAUAUGGGAUCAUUGACACCUGGAAAAUUUGUACCAGAACUCGGGUUGGGAUUUGUGCCUUGGGGUGGUGGAAUGCAUGAAAAAAAUGAAUUUGAGGUGCUUUGUGGAUACAAUUGUACAUGGAUACGGACAAUAAGAAACGAAAUACCAGUAGGAGCUGUAGAAGGUGGAUAUUCAGAAGAUGGACAUGAAAUUCUUUAUGUUGGUCGAGCUCUAUGUGACGGUCACCUUAUCCCAGGAAAAGUGCAACCAUCACACAAUUGCUGUUACAUUACCUAUAAUGAAAAAGAAAUUGCUUAUCAGGAAUAUGAAAUACUAAUUUUGCCGCACAUUAACCCACAAAGUGCUCAUGAUUUCUACUUGUCUGGUUCUGGUGAUGUUGAUAAUAUAAUUAUUAAUCCAUAUAGCAGUGAUGGUGAAAGUGAAGAUGAAGAAAUAUAUUUAAGAGAUGAUGAUGAAUCUGAUAUGUAUAAUAUAUUCUAAGAGAUUAUUUUAUAAUCAUAUAUGAAAUAUUUAUUAAAAACAAGCUAUUUGGAAUAUAUAUUUACAAUUGUUAUCAAUUAAAGCUUAAGAAACAA
Messenger RNA from Vanessa tameamea, 2194 nucleotides. RefSeq lists its product as uncharacterized. The record is from RefSeq and is a predicted model, not a curated record. The transcript is spliced from 9 exons. NCBI's taxonomy places the organism in Eukaryota, Metazoa, Arthropoda, Insecta, Lepidoptera, Nymphalidae. Bases 150 to 2099 code for a protein of 649 amino acids.